UACAGUGCAAGAGAAGAGAGGACGGAUAGUUAUACUACAAGACAGCUUGAUUUUAAAGUCCAUGUCCCGCUCAAAUGUGAGUUUGGUGGCGGUGGGUGACGAUUCACCUGCCCUGCCUCCACCGUACACACCAGUACCCCCAACCCCCAGGGAUCCCCUAGACUGCUGGGCCUGCGCCGUCCUCAUCACUGCUCACAACCUGCUGGUGGGAACCACCAACCUGCUGAUAUUCAUCCUGCUGUGUGGAGGUGCCCUCGCCCCGUCUGCCAUCAUGCUGCUCUACGGAUUCCUGUGCCAUCCACAGUUUCGUCGUCCCAAGGAGACACUUUGCUCCACGCUGCUCACGCCGGUGGCUUGCACUACCUUGCUCGUCUUUGGAGUCAUUCUCUUCAUUCCAUUCCUGAUUCUUGGGCUUGCUGCAUACGCCCGCCUGGCUCAGGCUCUUCAUCUGGGUUCCUGCUUCCUGCCGUAUAGCCGUGCAAUGUAUCAGAGCCAACCAGAACGCAAAAACAGAGCCAAGGAACAGCACAAAGAGGGCAAGGCCUGGGUGUGAUAAGGCCUGACUCAGCGCAAGGUUUUAUUACUCAACGACCUCCACAAUGACUGGCUGAAAAUUGUAAUAACAUGCCCACCUCUACCACAACACUGAUCUUAAAAUCUGUCAUUUAAAUAUCCCUCAAGCAGUGGUUCUCAACCUAGUUUUCAAGGCUCACCAACGAUCCAGGUUUGGUCACUUUCACAAUAGGAGCAGAACGGUGAAAUGCCUAAAUCCUAGACUGUUGAUGUGCUUUGGUAAUCGAGAUGGGAACCACUGCCUCGUUGUGAGCAUGCAUAACCUCAUCUUAUGAGAUAACCCCUUCCUACUGUGUGAUUUCAUUGUGGAACCUGCGAUAUCUAAGAAGUCACUAGAUGGUAGCACACAUGGUGUUAUAAGACAAACACACUGCCCAAACCAACAGACAAUAGAACUCUCGGCAUUUGCUGUUUGGGCAAACUAGACUUAUCAUUCCCAAGUGAUACAAUGCAGAUACCCAACAACCUGCACCCCCACUUAUUUGAAAUGUAAGACGUUCUGGGUGCACAGCUGGUAAUGUGGAUUCCUUCAUUUAAUUUGAUAUUUUGUGAUCAUAUAUUCUGUCUCUCGCACCUGAGCUAAUCUCUGACAAUCACAAAAACAUCCUCCGCAUUUUAUUUUUGUAUGAAAUAAAAUUCAUUA
This is a messenger RNA of Pelobates fuscus (common spadefoot toad), 1216 nucleotides long. RefSeq names its product transmembrane protein 88 (gene TMEM88). The transcript has 2 exons. Gene Ontology annotation, molecular function: PDZ domain binding. NCBI's taxonomy places the organism in Eukaryota, Metazoa, Chordata, Amphibia, Anura, Pelobatidae. The record is from RefSeq and is a predicted model, not a curated record. Gene Ontology annotation, cellular component: plasma membrane. Bases 62 to 553 code for a protein of 163 amino acids.